This is a messenger RNA of Drosophila biarmipes, 633 nucleotides long. RefSeq lists its product as uncharacterized. NCBI's taxonomy places the organism in Eukaryota, Metazoa, Arthropoda, Insecta, Diptera, Drosophilidae. The record is from RefSeq and is a predicted model, not a curated record. The transcript is spliced from 2 exons. The coding region runs from base 22 to 561 and encodes 179 amino acids.
UGAUCCCAUUGAUGUGAAACAAUGAAGGAGAUUCUGUUCGUGCUGUUACUAGUGCUCAUCGACAACGCUUACACAUUCCUUCCGAAAACCUAUGACGCUAGUUUUGUAUCGCUUAAAGCCACUGGAUCCGAGGUCGUUGAUUUUGGCAAUAUUCGAUUUUUAGGACGAGAAAAGAGGGCCAAUGGCACUCUGGAAAUAAUGGAAGAUAUGGAUAAUACAUUUUCGGUUUCUGCUGAGAGUUUCAUCGAUUCCAGUGGCGGUGGCGAUUACAAGGCGCUUCCUUUUUCCAUUCCCCUGGAACCAUUCUGCAAGGGCAUGAACUCAUACUGGUCGUACUUCGAUGCGAGCUUGAAGUACGGAGAGAACACGGAUCUUCCCGUCGACACCCGCCCAUGUCCCAUACCCAAGGGGGUUUACUAUUUAAAGGAUGCGCUCAUCAAAACUGACGGCUGGCCCACUGUAAUGCCGCGAGGCUUCCUAAAGGGCGUGGCCAAACUAUUCAGGAAUGGCGAAUCUGUCGGCGCUCUGGAAGUUGUUCUUCACAUUACGGAUCUAGGUUAAUGUAAAAUAAAAGAUCUCCAAGGUUGCCAAGAUAAGAUACAAAGAUCGGGAAUCAUUCUUGUUUUUAGGAAG